This is a messenger RNA of Camellia sinensis, 1198 nucleotides long. The record is from RefSeq and is a predicted model, not a curated record. Lineage: Eukaryota; Viridiplantae; Streptophyta; Magnoliopsida; Ericales; Theaceae.
CCCCGCCCCCGCCCAACGGUACAUUUCUCUCACAAAAAUUGCAACGGAGACAAAUGUUCCUCUUAGAUCUUUCUAUUCUCCUCUCUCCUCAUUACGAUUUCCUAUCGCUCUCUGAAAAGUUUCGGUUAGGGUUUCUCUCUCUCUCUAGAAUGGACAGUGGGAGUGAAGGCUUCAUCAGAUGAACUGCUAAGGAAAUUUGCAGAAGGGGGUUCGGGAUCCAAAGACAAGGCCACCGCGAAGAAAGAGCUUUCGCAGUUGGCAAAACGACGCCGCUACCACCGGAAAAAAAUCACCGGAGAAAAUGACGAUGAUGAUGAGCAGUACUGUGAGAGCCCCUCCACCUCCUCCUUAAGCCGCCGGGCCAGUUUGGUUGAGAGGAAAUCGCUUCUUCCUGCUGUGGCGGCAUCCACCCCACCCGGAUGUCGUCUGCGCUGAUUCAGCGGCUGGGGAUUGGGAUUGGGAGGUCACGGCUCAGGUUGAGGGAUUUCAAAAACAUGUCCAUUUUCGCCACAAUUGGCAAGGCAUCAAUGAAGGUUGUUACAAAGACUGGAGUCUUGAUAUUCAUGCGGCAAGGAAGAUCCUAGGUUUCCUCACUCUAUGAUUCUUGAAGGUGGAGCCAUUCAUGUAGAUGGAGAAGGGACUUGUCUUACUACCGAGGAGUGCCUCUUGAAUAAAAACAGGAACCCUCAUUUGACUAAAGAGCAAGUUGAGGAUGAACUUAAAGCAUAUGUUGGAGUCAAGAAGAUUAUUUGGUUGCCUCAUGGAUUAUUUGGUGAUGAUGAUAUUAAUGGUCAUAUCGACAACUUGUGCUGUUUUGUGAAGCCUGGUGCGGUUUUGUUGUCCUGGACUAAUGAUGAAUCAGAUCCUCAGUAUGAGCGAUCUGUGGAAGCCUUUUCUGUUCUCUCUCAUGUUACUGACGCUAAAGGUAGAAAACUAGAAAUUAUUAAACUCCAUGUACCUGGGCCACUUUACAUGACAGAUGAAGAGGCAACAGGACUAAUUCAGGUAAACAUGAUUCUUAGAAUUUUACUGUCACAACUCUGUAUCCGUUCUGGCUACUCUUUAUCCACUAAUUGAAAAGUAAAUUUACAUUUUUUGAGAUGUUAUGCUCAUGUUUACUGAACAAUACUGAUGGAGAUCAAAAUUUACUAGUUUUAGGAAUGUCAAUCUGCAGAACUUGAGGUCAAUUUUCCUCCAA